AAGCCACUACUCUACUACUACUACAAUAAUCAAGAGAACAUCUUUCUCCAACCAACAAGGACCAACCACAAAACCAAACCCGCAAAUCACCAAUCCCAUCAAAACUACCAAAAUGGCCUCCAACCCCAACAAGCCCGGUGCCCCCCUCUACUCCCAGGCCGUCUCCCAAGACGCCGGCGAGCCCGUCACUGCCGAGCAGAUCGAGAAGGCCCCCAAAACCCUCGCUUCCCUAGAGAAGGAGCAGAAGAGCUCCACCGAGAAGAAGGAUGAGAGCAAGACCGAGAGCUCCUCCACCUCCAACGAUGAUGCGCAAAAAGAAAAGUCCCCCGGCCUCCUCGCGAGCGCCACCAGCACCGUUACCGGCGCCGUCGGCAGCGUAGCCAGCGGCGUCACCACCACGGUCGGAAACACCACCGCUUCCGUCGCCAACACGGUUGGCGGUGUAGUCGGCGCUGCCUCGCGCGGCAUCGGCGAGACCAUUACCAGCGUCACGGGCGGCCUCGGAAAGCCUGUUGGCGAGACCAUUGCCAGUGUUGGUACCAGCUUCGAGGGCGCCGUCAGGGGCAAGAGCGAGGAGAAGGACGACAAGGAGACCACCAACAAAAAGAAGGAGGAGGAGAACAAGUAAAGGAUCGGAUACCCUACACAUUUCAAUUGCAUUAGGAGUUUGUUGGUUUCGGGAUGCAUGCAUGAAUGAAUUUGUGAAAGCAUUUUCGUCACAAAGGAUAUUGCUUGGUGUUUUUGCGAGCCGGGUCACUACAGCGCGGGAAGCAUGUUUGACUCCGUCAGUGGAAAUCUCGCAUUUGGGCUUGAGUCUCGCACGUAGGAGACGUGUGUGUGUUGAGAAGAUAUAAUAACACGAUACCCCCAUUUGAAACACUUG
Molecule: messenger RNA, 883 nt
Organism: Neurospora tetrasperma FGSC 2508
Lineage: Eukaryota; Fungi; Ascomycota; Sordariomycetes; Sordariales; Sordariaceae
Exons: 1
Coding region: 113-628 (171 amino acids)
Source: RefSeq, a predicted model, not a curated record